AUGGCGAAUAUCAAUAGAGAGCCUAUUCCUGAGACCGAGCUCCAAGCUCGCCACGAAACACUGGUAUCGCAUUUAAACACCGACGACUAUAUAGGUGUUCGUUUUCAAUUUGAUUCUGUCUUGCAAGUUAUAGGUACAAUCGCCUUUACUGUCUAUGAAGAUGGCAAGUGGAGUUGGAUCCAGGAUCCCCCCAUGAGCAGGGAUCUCGGGUCUGAAAAUGUUUUUGUUCCUUACGUUACGGUUUACGACUUUGAUCGAAAGAGACUAGGCGAUUUUUUCCCCACGGAAUCUUAUACUCUUCCAGAACAAAAGCUCCUAGAUGUUGAGCUGUCCGGUAAUGAAAUUACCUUCACCGUGCGAGGUGGGACAGAAAGUGUCACUUUUAAAAAGCCAUAA
Messenger RNA from Trichoderma breve, 396 nucleotides. RefSeq lists its product as uncharacterized. NCBI's taxonomy places the organism in Eukaryota, Fungi, Ascomycota, Sordariomycetes, Hypocreales, Hypocreaceae. The coding region runs from base 1 to 396 and encodes 131 amino acids. The transcript is spliced from 2 exons. The record is from RefSeq and is a predicted model, not a curated record.